AUGGUGAUGGGAUUUUGGAUCGAUCUCAGCGGCGGAGCGUGGUGGCUUUGGGAGCGUGGUGGCUCUCGGGGAGCGGCGUGGAGAUGGAGACAAUAUGAUGGGAUUUUGGAUCGAUCUCAGCGGCUUUGGGAGCGCGGUUUUGGGAGCGCGGUGCGGCUCGGGAUCGCGGUGGCUCUCGGGGCUCUUGGGGACAGCGGCUCGGGAGCGCGGUGGCUCUCGGGAGCGCGAUGGCUCUCGGGGAGCGCAGUGGCUCUCGGGAGCGUGGUGGAGCGUGGUGGCUCUCGGGGGACAGCGGCUCGGGAGCGCGGUGUCUCUCGGGGACAACGGCUCGGGAGCGCGGUUCGGGAGCGCGGCUCGGGAGCGCGGAGAGCCACCGCGGCGUGGAGACAGGAUUUGCCUCUUGACAGUGGAAGGAUAACGGGCCUUUGCCUUCCGAGCCCACUAUGACCCAGUUAGCUGAUUCCGAUUGGAUUUUUUUUUAACUUCGAAAAUUAGUUGGCCUUUUUGUGAGGUUUUUCUAAAACAGGAUUUUCGAUUCGAUAUUUGUCGGCCCUCCUGGGCUACAUUUGAAUGUGAAGAGUAUUUUCGUGCACGUCUUUUUGUCCUAGUUCAAAUUUAGAAGGUAUGCAAAUUUUAAGGAUCUUUUAAUUAUGAAAUUAAGGUCUAAAAUAG
This is a messenger RNA of Eruca vesicaria subsp. sativa (arugula), 672 nucleotides long. The record is from the annotation of a GenBank genome assembly. Lineage: Eukaryota; Viridiplantae; Streptophyta; Magnoliopsida; Brassicales; Brassicaceae.